CAAUCAGUGGCAGAUUGUGUCAUGUUUCGGUCGUCUCGUCCUCGGCUCCAGGAGUCGUCUUAGUUUACCUUUGUUUACCGUGGUCCAGGCUCCACCAGUCUACGUAGUUUACUGCGGGUCACACAUUACAGGUCGACAUUACUUACCGGGGUCCAGGCUUCACUGUUUGCUUUGGUUUACCGCUGUCCAGGCUUGACUGUUUGCCUUGGUUUACUGCGGUCCAGGAUUUACUAUUUGUCUUGGUUUACUGCGGUCCAGGCUUCACUGUUUACCUUGGUUUAAGCGGUCCAGUCUACGGUGGACUUGGUUUACCACAGUAAAGGCUACAGUGGUUUCUGUGUUUUACUGUGAUCCAAGCUGCAUAGGCUGCCAUGGUUUAAUGUGGUGCAGGCCGCUCUGGUUGCCAUAGUUUACAACAGUCCAGGGUGCUCUGGCCGCCUUAGUUUACCAUGAUCCAGGGUGUUUUGGUCGCCUCAUUUUAUCACGGUCCUGGGUACUCUGGUUGCCAUAGUUAACCAGAAGCCAGGCUGUUCGGGUCACCUUCGUUUACCACAGACACCCAACGUAACACCAAUAUUCAUGGCUUGGAGGCUCGUGUAGAGGGAAGCUAAUAGUAGAUUAGGCAAGAUGUGGAGUUUUGAGGGCGACUAUCGUCGUAAACCACAGCAGAGGUUGGGCGGUGCCAGCAAAACACGGAAUAUAGAACGUACAGAGCUUCUCAGUCAGCUCAAAUCUGACAGAGAGGAACGAGAGAGACAGCGAAAGAGAGAAGCUGCUGCUCUUACUAUUCAGUCAUGGACACGGGGAAUGUUGAGUCAGAAACGAACAAAACAAGGUCUUCGACAACGGUGUGAUAGUGAACUAGCACUAGCUAAGGUUCAGGGAAUAUCUGAAGCUUCAACUAUAAGAUUAAUUGCCUUACUUAUUAGAAUAUUUAAUCCAAAAGAAGACUGUGAAAGAUUGCUUGUGACUUGUCAAUUGGUUGUACGAGAACAACGUCAACUUGCAGAAUGGAUAUGCGGCUCUUUACCCCGCUGGAUGUAUCUUGUACCUCGACUGGCUAAUAUGGCUCUCCAAGUUGUCGCUCACUCCCAGGAUGGAGUAUCCCCCGUGCCUCAUGCUCCGCCCCUGCGAUUGUUGGAGAUCAUCCUGGCUCCGGCCAGCUGGUCCACAACACUCUCACAUCCCGAUCAACAACUUUUUCUGUCUACACUCUACCUACACUUAAUUAAUGGAGGCUAUUAUCAUCAAAUGGUUCACUUGUUAGUAACUCGUGUCCCCGAGGUGUACGAAACUACUGAGGUUCCUCCAACGCCACUUGCGGAUUCAUUACUCAACCUACUGAUGAAGCCCCUUACAUUUGCCUGUGCUGUCAAUGACUCAACACUAUUGUCUUCUGUGAUACAAGAGCUGUGCCAAGAUGUGUUUGGUGGGGCGACCCACAGUCAGAUCUGCAACUUUGUCAUUCCGUGUCUAGCAUCGAGUGUUAACUAUAAGUUACCCAUGGACAGGAUAGUUGCAGUCUUGGGAAGUCGGUCGUUAAAGUUCCUUGACUCUUGUCCCGCGCCGCCUUUACUCUACUCUCUCCUCAUGCUUGUGCACUCCAGUGCUGAAUUUCAUGAUGCAAAUACCUUGUGCAACUACCUACAAGCAAUUAGUGAACUUUUAGGUGGCGCUACCUCUUACCUAGUUAGUGAUGUAAGUGAAGUUGAUUCUGAUGAUGAAGACGAAGACAUGAUGGAUUCGUCAAAACCAGCUGAUCCUGUUUUAUGUAAGCUAGCAGAAGAGUGUGUGUCUGUGGUGAACAGCACGGAGCACGUCGGAUGGUUACUAAGUCACGUGGAGCGUCAGGUUUCUCCCGAAGUGUUGCUUCAUUUCUCCCGCCUAACUCACCACCUCUUAACAGCUCCAUCUCUUCAGCUGCAUCAGUGCAGAUUACUGUACAGUGUUGUUGCCCGCCGUCAGCUGUUGCGAUCUAUGUGGAUGGUGUUAUCUAGUCUACAACAGGGAGCUCCAUUACCAGGGAGCAUAAAUUUGAUGACUUCAAGUUUUGGUGUGCGAGGAGCGCCAUUAUUGCAGGUGUUAGCUCGGGGCUCUCCCCUGGCUCCAUAUGAACGAGAUACCCUAGUUCCUCUCCUAGCUACGUUUUGUGCUACGCUCACAGCUGUUCUCUCCACACUCCAUGACUCUGAAUUUUUAGGAGAUCAAGAUGAGACAGGAGGGCAUCGAAACUCAAAAUCCUCUCAAAACCAGUUACCAUUUUCUGUGGAGGAGCUUGUGAAAAUGUCAGCAAGUCUACGGGAUGUUUGUGUUGGGCUUGUUGAGCUGGCACACCCAGACAUGAGGAUGUCGGCCAUCACGGACACCUCCUACAAGACCAUGUGGGCUCAUUGUUUCAAGGUGUGUGUUGGAGUGGUGCGCCAGAUACAUCUUCGUGACACACGACGUAUGUUCUGUCCUGAAGGUCACUGGUUAAGUUCUCGCGUAUCAUUACCAAUGGGUAACUGCCAGACUGUAGCAUUUGUUCCGCGCACUAGUCGUAGACAGAGGCGGUUGUUCAUGCCUCAGAGAUGGCUUACCAGAGAUGAAUUAGAAACGGAGGGUCCACCCCUGUCCAUCACAGAGCAGCGUCGAGCUACUAUUUUACAGGAACUUCCAUUUGUUAUUCCCUUUGAGUCCCGCACCCAAGUCUUCAGCACCUUAGUUGCCAGUAACAGAAGCAUGAGUCAGAUGCGUGCAGAUUUCAAUGAAGGACCAAUGAUAAGUGUAUCCAUAAGAAGAACUCAUAUUUAUGAAGAUGCCUUUGAUAAACUAUCCCCUAGUAAUGAACCCAAUCUCCGAUUGCGCAUGAGAGUUCGUCUCAUGAAUGCUGUAGGUUUAGACGAAGUUGGUAUAGAUGGAGGCGGAAUUUUCCGAGAGUUUUUGUCUGAAUUGUUGAAGACGGCUUUCGACCCAACUCGAGGAUUCUUUCUUCUAACCAGAGAGAAUACUCUUUACCCAAACCCUGGGGCACAUCAUAUAGCAGAAGAUUACCAGACACACUAUUAUUUCAUCGGAAGAAUGUUGGGGAAGGCGUUGUAUGAAAAUUUGCUAGUGGAAGUCCCAUUAGCUGGAUAUUUUGUGUCCAAGCUUUUGGGUCGAUCAUCAUCAUCCGUCGAGUUCCAUCAUCUAGAUUCCCUUGACCCCGAGCUUUGUCGUAACCUGCUGUACCUUAAGACCUACCAAGGAGAUGUCCAGGAUCUUGGAUUGGAUUUCACAGUUCUCAACUCUGAUCUUGGCCAGAACACAAUUGAAGAACUAAUUCCUAAUGGUUCGAAUGUAGCAGUUACAAAUGAAAAUCGGAUCGAAUACAUCUAUCGGAUGGCUGACUACAAACUUAACAAACAAAUUGCAAAGCAAAGUCAAGCCUUCAAGAAAGGAGUAGCAGAUGUCGUACCCCUAGAGUGGCUGCAGAUGUUUGACUGGAGAGAACUUCAGAUGCUGAUUUCUGGAGCUUCCGUCCCAAUUGACAUAGUAGACCUCAUGGAUAAUACCAGAUACGGUGGAACAUACAACGCUGAGCACCCAACCAUACAGAUAUUCUGGCAAGUCCUCAGGGGAUUCGAUGAAACGCAGAAACGACAACUUCUUAAAUUUGUGACCAGUUGUUCUCGUCCUCCUCUUCUGGGCUUUAAGGAGUUGCAACCAGCCUUCUGUAUCCAGCCUUCAGGCUCUGAAGAUCGCCUUCCCACAGCCUCCACGUGUAUGAAUCUUCUCAAACUUCCUGAAUACAAAACUGAACAUUCAUUGAGGGACAAACUCCUUUAUGCUAUAACAUCUGGCUCAGGUUUUGAGCUUUCUUAAGAU
This is a messenger RNA of Procambarus clarkii (red swamp crayfish), 3846 nucleotides long. RefSeq names its product ubiquitin-protein ligase E3C. The record is from RefSeq and is a predicted model, not a curated record. Gene Ontology annotation, biological process: ubiquitin-dependent protein catabolic process; protein polyubiquitination. NCBI's taxonomy places the organism in Eukaryota, Metazoa, Arthropoda, Malacostraca, Decapoda, Cambaridae. Gene Ontology annotation, molecular function: ubiquitin protein ligase activity; protein binding.